CUCGGCUUUUGCCCCGGCAAACACAAAUUGCCUCUCUUUCUCUCUCUCCUCCUCACUCAAAUCUCAUGCUUAUGUUCUUAACCAGAACAAAGAUUCUGAAAUUUAUUAGAUUAUAAAGAAAAUUUCACAGAUUUUAGAUAUUUUAUUCAAACACAAUUGUAUUUAGUAAAACAUAAAAUAGCAAGAUUUGAGAAUGAGGGAUUGGGUUUUGAUUUUAGCGAUUGGAUUUGGUGUUUUUGGAAACUGGGUUUGUGGAUAUGAAGCAGAGUUCCAUUUCAAUACAACUGAAGUUGUUGCAUUUUUGGAAGAAUCUUCUGCUUCUGCUGCUAAUCCUCUAAUUGUUGGUCUCACUCUUAUUCCAGGAGCUGCUGCUAAAGGCGCAGUGUGCUUGGAUGGAACAUUACCCGGGUAUCAUUUACACCGUGGAUUCGAGUCGGGUGCAAACAGCUGGCUCAUUCAAUUGGAGGGUGGGGGAUGGUGCAACACCAUUAGAUCUUGCGUUUACCGAAAAACGACAAGGCGUGGAUCAUCAAAUUUUUUUGAAAAACAAUUGGCCUUCACAGGAAUUCUGAGCAAUAAGGCUGAAGAAAAUCCAGAUUUUUUCAACUGGAAUCGAGUAAAGGUUCGUUAUUGUGAUGGGGCCUCUUUUGCUGGGGAUACAGAAGAUAAGGCAAAUAACCUACAAUUUAGAGGGCAAAAAAUAUGGUUGGCAGCAAUGGAAGACUUGAUGUCAAAAGGGAUGCGCAAUGCUGACCAGGCGCUUCUUUCUGGGUGCUCGGCCGGUGGUCUGGCAUCUAUUUUACACUGUGACGAGUUCCAUUCGUUGUUCCCUAGAAGCACUAAAGUAAAGUGUCUGGCUGAUGCUGGAAUGUUCAUGGAUGCGACUGAUGUAUCCGGCGGACAUACACUAAGGGACAUGUAUGAAGGUGUUGUUACAUUGCAGGGGGUUGCUAAAAACUUAUCACCGACUUGCACCAGCCAAAACAACCCGACUUCAUGUUUCUUCCCUCAGAACAUAGUUUCACAUAUCAAAACCCCUAUGUUCAUCCUCAAUGCAGCCUAUGAUUCUUGGCAGGUCGUCUCGAGUUUAACUGCAGCAUCGGCUGAUCCUCAUGGUGCUUGGAAGGCAUGCCAGAAGAACCCCGGAAACUGUUCACCAGCACAGAUGAAUUUCUUUCAAGAAUUCAGAAACCAGAUGCUGGAUGCACUUAAGGGAUUCUCCAUGUCCAAAGAAAAUGGGUUGUUUGUAAAUUCUUGUUUUGCUCAUUGCCAAACAGAGAGGCAAGACACAUGGUUUGCAGAUGAUUCGCCAGUUAUUAACAACAAAGCGAUAGCAUUGGCUGUUGGAGACUGGUUUUUUGAUCGAUCGAGCGUGAAAGAAACGGACUGCCCAUAUCCAUGUGACAAGAGUUGUCACAAUCUGCUAUUCAGAUCAUAAGGCUGGAUAUAUAGUUAAGAAACAUCUUCAUUGGUUAUUUGUUGAACAUUUAUGGAUACAUGAGAAUGAAGGACAAAUUCAUAUAUGAAUAAACUGCUUGUGGCUGCACUCCCUACAUUCUGGCAAAGAAGUGGGGGUUAUUAUCCACAUAAUUGUGUUGUAACAGUAAUGCAAAGUAUAUUAUUGAUUGUGAUUUUCGUACCAUUUUUUUAAUUUAAAUUAUGUACCUGAAAA
Messenger RNA from Cynara cardunculus var. scolymus (artichoke), 1672 nucleotides. Its product is annotated as pectin acetylesterase 10. Bases 194 to 1438 code for a protein of 414 amino acids. Gene Ontology annotation, biological process: cell wall organization. Gene Ontology annotation, molecular function: pectin acetylesterase activity. The record is from RefSeq and is a predicted model, not a curated record. Gene Ontology annotation, cellular component: plant-type cell wall. Lineage: Eukaryota; Viridiplantae; Streptophyta; Magnoliopsida; Asterales; Asteraceae. The transcript is spliced from 12 exons.